AUGUCCGAAACUGCUAAAUUCAACUUAUUCGGCUCAGGAUCCGAAUCCAACGACGGCAAUGAUGAAUACGAUAUGCAGCUGCAGUCAAAGACUGAACAUUUUGAUGAAACAAUUAUGAAUCAAGAAUACCAAAAAGAAAAAAAUGAAACAAUGUUAGAUGAAACCAUUAGUAAUUAUGAUUUACCUGAAGGAUGGGAAAUAAUAGAUCAUGAUAGUGGUAUGCCCGUUUACAUGAAUACUGAAACAAGAGUAUGUUCAUUUUCAAAGCCAUAUUAUAUUGGAAUUAACAGUCUCAAAAAUCAUAAAAUUCCAAUAGCAAAUAUACCUUGUUUGAAUCAAAAAUUAAAUAAUGAAAUAGAUAUUGCAUCAACGUCUACUUCAAACGAAUGUCCCAAAACAUUAUGCCACGAAGAGUAUCGAAAUUACUGUAGUAAAGUAUUCAAAUUUAAGAAUAUUAAAUUUUAUAAAUUUAAUUCAUGGGUAAAACGCAGACAAUAUAUUCGAAAACAAAAAUCUGAUUUAAGGAUUAAAGAUCUUCAAAAAUCUACAAUAAUUCCAACUGCUUCUGAUUCUGUUGUUAAAAGUGAAAAUAAUGCAUUUAAUUCUGAAGACCUGCAACAUUUAAUUAAUUUAAAAGGUAAAAGUUACAUUGGUAUAUUGCAUGAAUACAUUCAACGUGUACUGAAAACCUCGAGUCAUUCAUUUAUGGUUAAAGAACUUGAACAAUCCAAGUAUCCUUAUUUAUCUACCGUAGUCAUAGAUGGAAUACAAUAUGGUAUUGGUACUGGCUCUACCAAAAAACAAGCUAAAAUAGAUUCCGCAAGAGCUACUCUUCAAAUAUUAUUACCUUCUAUUAAACAUUUUCAAACUAAUGAUUCUAAUCAAAGCAAGAAUGGAAUUGAAGAAAAUAAUUUUCUUGAACAAUACAAAAUCUUUGACAAAAUAAAGGUAACAGAUUCUAGAAUACCGCAAAUUUGUGCUCAAUCUACCGAAUCCACACCUUAUGAAAUGUUAAAGCUUUGUGUAAAAAAAAAUUUUGGUGAAGGUUCAAAUCUAUUGUGUGAAAUGGAACAGAUGCAAAGUGGAUCUGAUACAGACAAUUAUUAUCGCUGCACUAUGACUAUAAAAAAAUAUUCUGCAACAGUAAUUUGUAAAGAUAAACUUGGUGGACGCCAAAAAGGAGCUCAAGCUCUGUUAAAGGUAUUGCACCCUCACAUUCAUUACUUUGGUUCUUUAUUGAGGCUUUAUAGCCAUCAACAUUUUGAAUACACUGAGAACAAACCAAUUAGACCUAAAAUUAAAACAAAAAAAUAUAUAAGUCGUCCUGAUGUUAAUCUUCUCGAAACAUUGAGAACAGCUAUGUUAAAACUGGAAACUCAAACAAAUAAUAAUAAAUAA
This is a messenger RNA of Rhopalosiphum maidis (corn leaf aphid), 1398 nucleotides long. RefSeq names its product microprocessor complex subunit DGCR8-like. Gene Ontology annotation, cellular component: microprocessor complex. Gene Ontology annotation, molecular function: identical protein binding; primary miRNA binding; double-stranded RNA binding. The record is from RefSeq and is a predicted model, not a curated record. The transcript has 11 exons. The coding region runs from base 1 to 1398 and encodes 465 amino acids. Lineage: Eukaryota; Metazoa; Arthropoda; Insecta; Hemiptera; Aphididae. Gene Ontology annotation, biological process: primary miRNA processing.